This is a messenger RNA of Microplitis demolitor, 2207 nucleotides long. RefSeq names its product dolichyl-diphosphooligosaccharide--protein glycosyltransferase subunit 2 (gene OstDelta). Gene Ontology annotation, cellular component: oligosaccharyltransferase complex; membrane. Bases 66 to 2030 code for a protein of 654 amino acids. The record is from RefSeq and is a predicted model, not a curated record. Gene Ontology annotation, biological process: protein N-linked glycosylation. NCBI's taxonomy places the organism in Eukaryota, Metazoa, Arthropoda, Insecta, Hymenoptera, Braconidae. The transcript is spliced from 10 exons.
UAUGAAGACAGAGCCAUUUUGUUUGUUGAGCCAACGUGGCUGCCGGCUAACUAAUCUCUUUCACGAUGAAAAUAUCUCAAUGGAUUGUCGUCGUGGCAACCCUAUUGGGAUUGAGCUUCGCCGCUCCAGAUAUUACACCUUCAACAAAUUCGUAUUUAACUGACGAUGAUAAAAAUAGACUACAAAAGGUCCUUGAACCAGGAUUCAAACUAUCUGAUGUCCAGUCUACUUAUUAUGCUGUUCUUGGAUAUAAAUUACUAGCAAAAGCGAUUCCUAAUUCUGCGGAAAUAUGUAAAUAUUUAGCUAAGAACGCCGGAAAUGAUGCAGAUAUGAGCCCUGAGACCAUUUUUUACAUCGUAUCCACGUGGCAGAGUAUAGGAUCUUGUCAAUCGUUGCCUGUGUCUUCAUUGUCAAAAAUAUUAGCUGCUGUGAUAGAGAAAGAUACGUCUACGAUUCCUGAUUUGUAUCAUGCAGUAUCUGCUUAUGUAUCUUUGUCUCAAAAAUUAUCAGAAUCUACAAUAUCAAAACUAGUCAAGUUAUUACAGGCUGCAUUAAAAAAAGAUGACAACUUAUUAAACCUCGGCUACAUCUAUCACAUUGCUGCAGUUCUAGGACCAGCUGGUGAUUUUGCGUUAGAUAAAAUUGAAGAUACUAUUGUACAAGCUGAUGAAGUAAACGGUCGUUCCUUGCAAUUUGAAGGUGGUCUUUCAGUUACAAGUCUUUUAGUCACUGGAAUCGCAAAAUUAUCAACUUCGAGGCAAAAACCUCCGUCAGUAACCUCCGAGCAAAUAGUAAAAAUAACGAACUAUUUACUUUCAAGACAUUUGGUACAGUCCAUAAAAGGUGCUGCCAUGUUACUGUCUGCGUUAAAAACUCUAGCAAAUAAUGAAUUCAGUAAACCUAUUUGUAUCACACUCGCUGAAGAGAAAAAUGCCAUAUCCGUUAAACAACCUUUCGUUAAUAUCAAAGUGUGUGAUAUUUUUGGUAACGCACUUCCUACAGCUCCUACUGUGGUUGCUAAUUCAGCAACAAGAUUGGACGAUGACGUUGUUGUAAUCAGCAAACAAAGCUUUAAACCAUCUCCCAAAGACAAGACUAUAUUUUCGAUGAAUUUCAUGGAUAUUAAACCACAUCGUGGAUUCUAUAAAGUAGCGGUACUCGCAGGAUCAGUUUCCACCACUGUAACAGUUAAGGUUUUAUCUGAGGUAAAACUUGAUUAUUUGGAAAUCGGUACUGGUGAUGCUGAUCAAACAACUCAGUCGAAAUUAGUCAAAAUUGACUACCCAAAAAAAUUAGAUCAUAAAAUAGAGGCUGAUUCGCAACAAAAACUUGUUAUGAAAUUUUCCUUACGGGAUAUUGCAGACAACAAGUCGAUGCGUGUGCAUCAAGCAUUCGUUAGAUUGUCGAAACUUAUUAAAUCUGUUGAAGAGAAACAACUUCAUGAAGUGAUUUUUGUAGCUGAACCAGAUGCUUCUAAUAUUUACAAGUUCGAAAUGCCUGUAGGAAGUGAAGCUCAAACCUUUGGCUACUAUUCUGGUGAAUAUGAGGUCGAUUUGAUUGUUGGUGAUGCGGUUUUAAGUAAUUCAUUCCAAUGGCAUAUAGCAACUGUAGACUUGAAAUUCCCCGAGCAAACAGGAAAUGAAGUCAAUAUUAAUAAGUUUAUUGGAUACAGUAAAAACUCUGAAUUGUUUACACCAAAGUCGGAAAUAAAACACAUGUUCCGUGAGCCUGAAAAAAGACCUCCAGUUUUUAUGUCAAAUGUAUUUACUGGUCUUUGUUUAGCUCCAAUAUUGCUUUUAUUCAUUUUAUGGGUGAUGUUAGAUGUUAAUAUUUCUAAAUUUCCAUACUCACUCAGUGCAAUCAUUUUUCACUUUGGACUGGGCGGUAUUUUCGUACUUUUUGGUAUAUUCUGGUUAAGACUCAACAUGUUCGUGACACUGCGGUACCUCCUUGGACUUGGUGUGGUCACAUUCUUAGCAGGCAGCAAACUUCUAUCUCAUAUUGCACAUAAUCAAAAAGUGUCACGUUAAUAAUUUACAAUCAUUUACUGUUAUUUCUACUUGACUCAUUUGCAUUUACCACUCAAUUUCCGUUAGAUAGGAAUGACUAUUUUAUAAAAAUUCAUAAAUAAACAUUUGAGUAUUAACUUAUAAACUAAUAAAUUACAUAGUAAUUUGUUACAUAAUAAAGAAAAAAAUUAUUUUUUA